AUGGGUACGGCAGGUGGGCGACGGGAAGCUUUGACAGUUGUUGCGCUGUGCAUUGCUUGGUACACGCUUAGUUCAGCAAGUAAUGUAGUUGGAAAGCUUGCCAUGACUGAGUUUCCGUACCCCUUAACGGUGACAAUGGUGCAACUUUUAUCAGUAGUAGUGUAUAGUGCGCCGGCCUUUGCACUGUGCGGCGUGCGACGUGAACCUGAAUAUCCGCGCUCAUACUAUUGGCGAAUGCUCGUUCCCCUUGCUAUCGCCAAAUUCUUCACCACGUUGUUCUCUCAAGUUUCAAUAUGGAAAGUACCCAUCUCUUAUGCACAUACAGUGAAGGCGACGACGCCGCUGUGGACGGCGGCGCUGGCGCGCGUGCUGCUGGGCGAGCGGCAGCCGCGCGGCGUGCAGGUGGCGCUGCUGCUGAUUGCGCUGGGCGUGGCCGUGGCCUCGGCCACCGAGCUGCAGUUCCACGCGCUGGGGCUGGCCGCCGCGCUGGCCUCCGCCGCGCUGCUCAGCCUGCAGCACAUCUUCUCCAAGCGCGUCAUGCGCGACACCGGCGUGCACCACCUGCGCCUGCUGCAGAAGCUGGGCGGGCUGGCGCUGGUGCUGCUGCUGCCGGUGUGGGCGGUGUGCGAGGCGCGCGGGGCGGCGGGGAGCGCGUGGGGUGGGGCGGGCGGGGCGGGCGGGGCGCGGCUGGCGGCGGACGGCGCGCUGGCCUGGCUGCAGGCGCUGGCGGCGUUCAGCGUGCUGUCGCGCGUGUCGCCGCUGGCGUACGCCGUGGCGUCGGCGGCCAAGCGCGCGGCCGUGGUGGGCGCGUCGCUGCUGCUGCUGCGCAACCCCGCGCCGCCGCUCAACCUGGCCGGCAUGGCGCUGGCGGCGCUCGGCGUGCUCGCCUACAACCGCGCCAAGCUGCAGGCGCGCACGCACUCGCCGCACGCCCGCCCGCUGCUGCCCGUGUGA
Molecule: messenger RNA, 954 nt
Organism: Parnassius mnemosyne (clouded apollo)
Lineage: Eukaryota; Metazoa; Arthropoda; Insecta; Lepidoptera; Papilionidae
Source: the annotation of a GenBank genome assembly